Aureobasidium melanogenum CBS 110374 is the source of this 1062-nucleotide messenger RNA. RefSeq lists its product as uncharacterized. Lineage: Eukaryota; Fungi; Ascomycota; Dothideomycetes; Dothideales; Saccotheciaceae. The coding region runs from base 1 to 1062 and encodes 353 amino acids. The transcript has 4 exons. The record is from RefSeq and is a predicted model, not a curated record.
AUGCGCUCUUUCGUCCUCGCUUCCCUCGCCGGCCUCGCCGUUGCUGCUCCUGCUGCCAUGCCUCAGGACUCUUUCGACUGGGACAUCAUCGAUGCAGCUGUUGAGCCUUCUCCCACCGGCGCCCCCAUGGGUGUUGUGUCUUCAACCUCUAGCCUCGACAUUACUGCUAUCAACGCUGCUGCUACCAGCGCUGCUUCUUCGGCCUACUCUGAAGCCUUGGCUAACCCUCGUGAUGGUACCUGCGCCUCUCAGCCUUCUGGCUCUGGUCCUAAGACGACCCCCGACACCGCUGCUGCAUUUUCCGCCAACACUAUUUACAACUCUACCGCACUCGCUGCUGGCACUCCUCCCGGAUACAGCGUCGCGUUUGGUCCCAACCAGGGAGCCACAUCUGCCAGUGUCUAUCUCGGCUACUACACCCUGACCUCCUACGACCCUUACAAGUGCCAGGAGUACUGCGACCAAGCUACUAACUGCUAUGCUUUCAACAUCUAUUACGAGCGUGACCCUUCCAAGGACCCUAACGCCGUCAACUGCCCCAACCCCGCUUCGACAGUCAACAUCAAGUGUUCUCUGUGGGGAUCUCAAAUUGAUGCCACCACUGCCACCAACAACGGACAGUGGCGCGACAACUUCCAGGUCGUCAUCGCCGGCUCCAUGGGUUUCAACAAGCUUGCCGAUCCCCCAGCUUGCGCCUCUUUCAACGCUCCUACCGAGCUCGCAGGUGCUAUCCAGGCUCCCAGUGGUUACAUGGGAUCUAGAUACUACCCCGGUGCCUACGACCCUAGCCAGUGCGCUAGUGCUUGCAUCGCUACCAACCAAUACUCUCACAAGCACCCUCGCAGUGAUGGAACCUACGACCCCUGCAACUUCUUCAACUCCUAUGUCUUGAGCAAGAACGGAGCUCCUCAGGGUACUUACUGCAGCAUGUACACCUCCACCUGGGGCAAGAGUCUCUCCACCAACUACGGCCAGUACAGAGGUUCUGACCGCUACACUGUCGGUCAGAGCUACGGCUGGACCUUGACCACUCAGGAUUCUGGCAACGUUGCUGCCCUUUAA